AUUGCGUUGCGAUUCUAUGCAACAGGAUGCCACUUAACAUCUGUUGCCGAUUAUGGUGGUGUUAGUAGUAGCAGUAGUUGCAGGAUUGUAAAGAAAGUUUCUCAUGCUUUGGCAUCAUUGCUGCAAAGAUUUGUAAAAUUUCCCACCACAAAUGAAGAGAGAAAUAAAGUAAAACAUGACUUUUUUUUAAUUGCCGGAUUUCCAAAUGUUCUAGGAUCAAUUGAUUGUACACACAUAAAGAUACAGUCACCAGAUAAAUUAAUGACCUAAUACCAACACAAUAAUAUUUAUGAACAUUUACAUUCAGGUGGAGAUGAUGCAGAAGUGUUCAGAAAUAGAAAAGGUUAUUUUUCAUUGAAUGUACAAACUGUCUCUGAUGCAAAAUUAAAGAUAUUAAACAUUGUGUGUCGUUAUCCAGGAUCUACACAUGAUUCUGCUAUUUUUCAAAAUAGCAGACUAUGCUAUCAAUUUGAGACAGGAGUGCAUGCUGCAGGAUUACUUUUGGGAGAUAAUGGAUAUCCUUUAAAAAAUUAUCUGAUGACACCCUUUUUAAGCCCACAAACUAUCGGCCAGCAAAAUUAUAAUAGGGCACAUAUUGCAACAAGAAAUACAGUGGAACGACAAUAUGGAGUGCUAAAACGAAGAUUUCCUGUAUUGGCUACCGGAUUAAGAUUAAAAUUAGAAAAUUCUAUAAAUGUAAUAUUGGCAUGCUCUGUAUUACACAACAUUUGCAUAGAUAAAAAUGAAGAUGUCCCACCAGUAGAAGUAGAGAAUAUUGAAAAUGAUAUACAAAAUGGCCAAAUGGAAAGAAAUAUUCAAAAUGGACAAAAUAAUUUAAGUCGAGAUAUACUUUAUGGGGUCUGCUUUUACUUCAGAAGGCCCACCUCUAGUUUGCGAAACGCUAAUGCGUUCUUUGGCCCGGUAAGUUUUCGCAUCGCUCUUCAGUUUUGCCCAUAUUUUCUUCAAGCUUUCUACCUCCCUGCAAAAACCAAUUUAACGUGGUAAUGAAUACUAAUAAAUAUAUAAUAGACAAAUAUCUACCUUCUCUCCCCUGCACGUGAAUUAAAUUGUUGCCCAAUUUUCAGCCAGGCCUCCUCCUUCAUCUGGUUUGUAGAACCAUCGGUUUUUUUGUUUAAAAUAAUGCUAUUGUUUCCAAUUAAAGACAAUAGCAUUAUUUUAUCAUCGCUAUUGAAAUUAGCUGAGCGCUUUCUUUUUUGCACAAUUAUAUCCAUUUUAACCAAACCACCUAAUAGCAUUCAAGCAUCCAAGCAGACAGCUGUCAUGAAUGACAAUAAUUGUCACUUGUCACUUAUGAAAUAUCGAAUCGAUUUUUAUGAAGUAUUGCAACCUGACAACAAAAACUUUCUAAACACUGUGUCUUAACUAGGAACUUCAUAACUAAGAAUUACCUAGCCUGGUGAAACCAAAGAUUGUAUUUAGGAAAUUCCUACCGCUAAGUAAUUCUUAGUUAGGUUUUAAUUUAGGAAAUGUUG
Acanthoscelides obtectus is the source of this 1493-nucleotide messenger RNA. The record is from the annotation of a GenBank genome assembly. Lineage: Eukaryota; Metazoa; Arthropoda; Insecta; Coleoptera; Chrysomelidae.